This is a messenger RNA of Xiphias gladius (swordfish), 4173 nucleotides long. It is a transcript of the gene elf2b, whose product is annotated as E74-like factor 2b (ets domain transcription factor). The transcript has 10 exons. Gene Ontology annotation, molecular function: DNA-binding transcription factor activity, RNA polymerase II-specific; sequence-specific DNA binding. Bases 519 to 2654 code for a protein of 711 amino acids. Gene Ontology annotation, biological process: regulation of transcription by RNA polymerase II; cell differentiation. The record is from RefSeq and is a predicted model, not a curated record. Gene Ontology annotation, cellular component: nucleus. NCBI's taxonomy places the organism in Eukaryota, Metazoa, Chordata, Actinopteri, Istiophoriformes, Xiphiidae.
UAAAAAAAACAACAACACUAUUUAUCCGCUGGUUCUACCUUGCGGAAUGGAACAGAAUGUAGGUUGUUUGAAAACAAAGAAAAAAAAAUAAUGGCUGAGUUUAUCCUGAUGAGCCCUGAUUGUUUGUUGCACGUCGUGACGUCUCGAGUGUAAUUUGCCCGAACAAGCGGAGACUAAACUGACAACGGAGUCAGUCUCCAUUAGCAGAGUGGCGAAGCCCCCACGGCGGCACCUUCAUUCGUUUACUGUCCCACAGGAGACACCAGGAGCGCCGAGGUCUUCGUACUCAUCCGUCUGCGGGCGCCAGGGCACCUCAUUAUGAAUAACAGACAGCUAGCCUGAGGUUAGAUAGCGUUACCAAUAGCAACUGGACUCCUCCGCCUGUCGGUCCGCAGGAGAGCAGAGUCGUCCGGAGAGAGGAGGAGAGAGAGAGGGAACGUUCUUUGCCCAACAGGUGGAGGCCACCAGACAUAGGAGCUGCAAAUCGCUGGCCGUGUGAUCCCCGAGGAGCAUGAGUCAUGACUUCAGUGGUGCUGGUUGACACUGGUGGGACAGUGGUGGAGUAUGUCACAGCUGAAGAGGACCCCCAGCAGCAGGAGGAAGAGUGUGAGGUGGAUCUGGAGCUGGAAGGAGAUGUGGAAGGCGAGUGUGAAGCUGAGGAGGCCUAUGAAGAGGUUAAAGACAGAGAGGUCACUGAGGACUACCCAGCGGUCAUAGUGGAGGAGGUCCCUGGUGCCAGCCUGAUCGAGGAGCAAGGUUACUCAGCCCAGGUGUUGGUGUAUGAUGAUGAGGCGUACCUGAUGCAGGAGGUGGGCGAUGAGCAGGAGGUGGAGACAGAAGGGGAGGCAGUGGAGGCUUCUGUCCAUGGCACCAGCGUCCACUGCUCUGACAAGACCAUUGAGGCUGCAGAGGCUCUGCUACGCAUGGAUUCACCUUCCAGCCUCAGGGAGGACCGUAGUCCAGAAGUUUUUAUCCCGCCAUGCGUAGCGACACCGGACUUCCUCCACGCUGCCAUGCGUCCCGACAUGAUUACCGAGACAGAGGUGGAGAUAUCGACAGAGGACUGCUGCGAGGAGGACGAUGAGGAGAUGGUCACCCUGCUGGAGGAUCCAGAACCAGAACCCGACCACGAGCCUGUCAGGAAGAGGAGAGCUGGACGGAAGCCAAAGACACAUCAGUCUGCCAUUUCCAACGGCUCACCAGACCUCGGCAUCAAGAAGAAACCAAGAGAAGGGAAAGCAGGGAGCACCACCUACCUAUGGGAGUUCCUGCUGGACCUCCUCCAGGACAAGAACACCUGUCCCAGGUACAUCAAGUGGACACAGAGGGAGAAGGGCAUCUUCAAACUGGUUGACUCAAAGGCCGUGUCAAAGCUGUGGGGCAAACACAAGAACAAGCCAGACAUGAACUAUGAGACCAUGGGACGGGCACUCAGAUAUUACUACCAGCGCGGCAUCCUUGCCAAAGUAGAGGGCCAGCGGCUUGUUUACCAGUUCAAAGAGAUGCCCAAAAACAUUGUCAUCAUCGACGACGACAAGGCAGACAUGGCCGCCCCUGACAAUCUGAUCGGCUCAGACACGGCCGCUUCCUAUGAGCGCGUGCCGCCGCCGCCAGACAUGCUGCUCCAGGCGACCGAGCUAUCGUCCUCCAAAAAGCCCAACAUCCUGCGGGGCGGGAACAGAGCCAACGUGGUCCAAGCUCCUGUGGCUAUGGGGAGCAAGACGUUGGCAGGAGGCGGUUCGGCGGUGGCGGCAGGGGUUCCACGGAUAGUGACGGUUCCUGCAGCACCAGAUGGGAGUCAGACCCAGCAGUCGCACACAGCUAUCAUCCCUAACGCCAGUGGGCCAAGGACGGUGCGGGUGGCUAUGCAGGUGCCUGUAGUCAUGACUACAUCGCUGGGUCAGAAGAUCUCUACAGUUGCUGUGCAGCAGCCGACAGGAACAACGGGGGCAGCCGGCCACACCACCCUCCUCACCAACACCUCUGCUGUCGGUGCUGCCGCUGGUAACACCAACUCACAACAGAAGGUUGUGAUCCAGACCAUCCCCACUAUGGUCCCAGCCACUGCGGAGAAUGGAGACAAGAUCACAGUCCAGCUGGCCAAGAUCAUCACAAUCCCAGCCCACCAGUUAGCUCAGUGUCAGCUCCAGGCCUCCACGGGCACGAACAAGCCCAGCGUCGGAGCUUCCCCGGCGGGUAUCAGCCUCCUCGGGAGCCCACUCACCGUCCGGGCCCUGGCUCCUGUCAGCGUGGCCCCGGGAACGCAAGUGAUGAGACUCACCGUGCCGACGCAAACGCAACAACAGACUCUGGUGGUGUCGCAGCCGGGAACCAUUGGUAGCGGGGCUGGGGUGGUAACGGUAUCGACAGCCAAUCAGACGGUGACAGCACAGCCUCGCAUCAUUAGCGGCAUCAUUAAUGGCUCAGAGCUGGUGAUAGGAGCGCCAGCAACUGGAGGAGUCGCAGUGGAGAAGCUGAAGUCUGCCGGAGUCCAGGUCCAGGCUGUGAAGGUGCCGAUGGCGGUGGCAGUCCAACAGAACCAGGUGAACCCUAAAACUGUCCAGAACAUCCAAUCCGAGGCCGUGGACGCUGAGGUGGUGAUCAAACUGGAAACACCUGAUGUGACGAUAAAGGCAGAAGAGCCUGAGUGUUGAAAUACAAACAUGUACCAGUAUCCAUCUUCUCCCUCUCUGCCAGAGAGGGUUAGUUUGUACAUGUCUGAAGUCAUUUUUACUCUUGUGAUAACCAGCAGCAGUCUGUGAGACUUUAAAGACUCCUGAAGGCCUGUUCUUAGUCUUCAACCUGUCUUCACACCUUCUCUGUUGCUGCCUAGGACUUAAACUGAACUAAGCCCAUCUCCUUCUACAACCACACUGAAACCCCUCAGUGUUGUCUGGAACCCAAACUGCACCCUGCAACAUAGGAAUACACACAGACUUUAAAGGGAGUUGUUGGGAAAGGUAAAGGGACCAACCUUGAUCACUACAGUUCAUGCCUUCUAAUGGAUAGUUAUCACUGACUCAGAUUUGGAAUAAAAAACCUUGAAAAUGUUUAUAAAAAAACAAAAAAAAAACCUCUAAAACACUACAAAAUGAGGCAAAUCAUUUCAACCAACCAAAGUGCGAACUUUCAAAUUAAAAGAAACAAAUUGGGUAAUGAAGCUUUUGUAGAGUACAGUAUGUUUCCAAUUUUGCCUCUACGGAUAUUAAAACCAGCAACUUAUUAAAUUUUUUUUUUUUUUUACUUAUAUCACUGUGCAGAUCAAGUGUGGGUGGUGCUACAAGAGAGAGAAAGAGAGAGAGUGGAGCUGAAAGAAGCUCUAACAAGGAACGAUAUCAGACAGAAAAUGGUUGUGUAUGUACAUAUUUAUAUAUAUAUCUACUAUACAGUUUACGGAGCUAAAGUUAACAGAGCAGCCUUAGAUUUUAAUUUUCUUUUUCAUAUAUUGUUUGAACAGUAAGCUGAAAUUUGUUUUGUGUUUUGAUACCUUGUACCAAGCACAGUAUUAUUGAAACUAGGGGAUCUAAUAUUUGUUUAAUCAUUAGUUCCUCUGUCUCUAUCAGGCUGUUAAUGCUUAUAUAGAGAAACAGUAACCUGUUGUAGAUCAAUGACCAGAUUGCUUGCAGUGAGUCUGCCAGCUUCUAAGAAAAUCUCUAGGCUUGUAAUUCACAUUUAUUUGACAAAAAGGUUCUUGACUGUCUUUUUUUGUUUCCUCUCCUCUUCACAACCCUACACACUCCGGCUGCAUGCAAAUGCAAAGAAUGUGACUCAGAGCCAGUGCAUGCUGCCAUGUCUUGGAAAGAAAAGAAUCCAAAUAGUAACAGCAGUGUAUGGAAACUCAGAGAUCACAAUGAAAUUAAGCAGUUAUUUGAUUAUUAUUAUUUUUUUUUUUUAAAGUUUAUGCAAAAUGGCUGCGAAAGACAUAAAACCACUGUGGAUCCCAGGUAACUUUAUUUCACCCUUAAAACAGUUUGCCAGAAUAGUCAAUGCCGUUGUGGCCCUACAUGUCAUUAUUUUAUUUUUAUUUUUUUUAUCUUUAAAAGAGGGAUUGUAGAGAGAAAGCUGUUUGUGUUCAGACUGAACUGUUUGUAUAUUCAACAUUUGAAGUAUAUUCUAUUUUGUUGUACUCUUGUUUCAAAGUGUAUUAAAGUAGAUUUUACUGAAAUAUAAAAA